CAUCUUGCGAAUGGCUUCAAAUUACAAAAAAUAGGGCCAAGUUUCAUUUACUUGCUAUGUGGGGUCUUUGUUUCGCAUUUUCUUUUCUUUCGCUGGGCCCUUUUGAAAACUGGAGUUACGUAGUGUUUAAUCCGACAACAGCGCAUUGUGGAAUAGCUUUCCCAAAUUCACUUGCCGACAAAUUGAAGUUGUCAUUACUUGCUCUAGUGGCAUUUAUUGUUCCAAUUUGCGGCAUGUCUUUCGCGUAUUGUCGAAUUUUCUUUAAGGUCAGUUCACACGAAGGCAAAAUGAACCAGAACGCCGAACGUCAAGGUAACCAGCUGUCGGUGGUUACCAAAAGACUCGCUGUCACAUUAUGCCUGAUGUUCAGCACUUUUCUUAUUUGUUGGUUGCCGUUUUUCAUCCUUAUUGCACUGGCUAUUGUUUCAGAGGAUGUGUCGACCCUUCCUUGGUACCUUGGUCGCAUUGCCUACUGGAGCGGAUACCUAAAUUGCGCCAUGAACCCUUCUCUAUAUUGUUUGCGAUCUUCUGCCUUCAAAGAUGUGAUACGCCGACCUUCGUCAGCAAGUGCUGAAGGUUCAGUCAAACCGUUAGUCAACAGAAGUCAGAGGGCUUUCUCACUACCCGCCAUAUCGUAUAAUAUGAAGCGCCCCAUAUCAAAACGAGUUGGAAGGCAAAGUUAUCCGAACGCCGGUCUGAGCGUAUCGACUCACGAUCUGCCAACAUGCGCCGAGGUGGAUGUGGCUCGCUUGAGAGCUUACUCUUGUUCCAGUUAUGAAAUAAAAUGCAAAGAAAACACACAGAUAAAUCAACAAAGUGUAGAGCUAUAGCGAGACAGAGAAGUCAGUACAGGCAGCAGUGUCAAAUGAGCAAUUUGCGGUGAAUCGUGAUGUGAAUGCGAGAAAGGAGACAUUCGGAAUCUGAGCUCGUCACCAAUCGGCGGACAUAGCCUUUUAACAGCCCAAGGCAAAAAAGGACGUAACCACUUUAAUCUGACUUCCGAUGUAGCAGUAAAGCGUAUCUCAUGACUUUCUCGCGCGAGGCGCUCGAGGAAGGUAUCUAUGUAGGACAAAUUAUUUCAAUUGCAACCAAUAGUCGCGUUUUU
Messenger RNA from Pocillopora verrucosa, 1105 nucleotides. Its product is annotated as histamine H2 receptor-like. Gene Ontology annotation, biological process: G protein-coupled receptor signaling pathway. Gene Ontology annotation, cellular component: membrane. Gene Ontology annotation, molecular function: G protein-coupled receptor activity. NCBI's taxonomy places the organism in Eukaryota, Metazoa, Cnidaria, Anthozoa, Scleractinia, Pocilloporidae. The record is from RefSeq and is a predicted model, not a curated record.